Molecule: messenger RNA, 1170 nt
Organism: Miscanthus lutarioriparius
Lineage: Eukaryota; Viridiplantae; Streptophyta; Magnoliopsida; Poales; Poaceae
Source: the annotation of a GenBank genome assembly
AUGUCGCACUUCGGGAGGUCGGGUCCGCCGGACAUCCGCGACACCUUCUCGCUCCUCGUCCUCAACAUCAGCUUCCGCACCACGGCCGACGACCUCUUCCCGCUCUUCGAGCGCUACGGCAAGGUCGUCGACGUCUUCAUCCCGAGGGACCGGAGGACCGGGGACUCGAGGGGUUUCGCGUUCGUGCGGUACAAGUACGCCGACGAGGCGCAGAAGGCUAUAGAUCGGCUCGAUGGCCGUAAUGUGGAUGGGAGGAACAUCAUGGUGCAGUUUGCAAAGUACGGCCCCAAUGCUGAGCCAAUCCAAAAGGAAGAGUCAAAGAGGGGGUUGAGAAAUCACGAGACAGGUCAAGAAGCCGUAGUCCAAGGCCAAGGCACAGAGACAGAGAUCAUAGAAGGCGAAGUCGCAGCAGGAGCAGGAGUAGAGAAAGGCAUGGCCGUGAUAGAGACAGGGACUAUCGUCGUCGGAGCAGAAGUAGAAGCCGAAGUCCGAGUUCAAGCCCUGACCACAAAAGUCGUCGUAGAGGAAGAGAUGAUGGCAAGCACAAGGGCAGGAGUAAGAGCAGAAGCAAGAGCAGGAGCAGGAGCAAGAGUAGGAGCAGAAGCAGGAGUAGAAGCCGCUCAUACCAUAGUGCUUCACCUGCCCGGCGUAGUGCUAGCCCUCACAAGAGCCCACCGCCACGGAGGAGCCCCACUCCUGAAAAGCAUACCAAUGGAAAAGAUUCACCUCUGUCACGCAGUGUUUCUCCAUCACCAAAGCGUGCAAGCUCCCACAGCCCAGGCAGCGAUGGCAAGAACGUUGAGAAGGUUGAUUGAGCACAAUGGAAGUAGCAAUCAACCGCUAUCCAAGUUAUCUGUUCGUGAGAUGGGUUGCUGUUUACUGGUAGAAUGGUAUUGCACGGGACCGACUAUGGUGGAUGAUGUCUUGCUGUUAGUCUUUGUCAUUGGUGUUGAUAUGGCGAUGGUGCAGCUGAUGAUGCGACGAUGCCGAUAUUGUAUCGAUGCUGAUGCUGAUGCUGCUGACAGUGACCAUCCUGAUGCAGUCUUUAUUUUUGUUCGAAAAGGUUCUGAAUCAGAUCAUGAAAUUCCAGAUGGAUCUCAUGAUUGGACGAUUGUUCUAGAGUUGGAACAUGGUGUUGAGUGGCAGAGAUGCCGAAGGGUGUACUCAUAG